AUGUGGUCCUGGUUUGGCGGCGCGGCCGCUCAGAAGCGGAAGGAUGCCCCCAAGAACGCCAUCCUGGGCCUCCGGGCACAACUAGAAAUGCUGCAGAAGCGUGAGAAGCACCUGGAGAACCAGAUUGCGGAGCAAGAUGCCGCAGCGCGGAAACACGUUAGCACAAACAAGAGCGGUACAGUCCUACCUCCUACCUCUGCCCCGCAGAUCAAAACCUGGAAGAGACCCGCGAAAGCUGCCCUGCGACGGAAACACCAGCACGAAAAGAACCUCGAGCAGACGUCAGCGCAAGUCGUGCAACUCGAGCAGCAGAUCUACUCGAUCGAGGCGGCGAACAUCAACCAUGAGACGCUGCAGGCCAUGAAGUCAGCUGGCGAUGCUAUGAAGCAGAUCCACGGCGGUAUGAGCCUGGAGCAGGUUGACGAGACGAUGUAUGUGACGAGACACGGAAAUGGCGUCGGCCAGACGACGCCAUGGGACAAACUCCGAGAACAGCACCUGCUCAGCCAGGAAAUUGGCGAUGCCAUCACCAACAUGCCGCUGGGCGAGCAGGUGGACGAGGGAGAGCUGGAUGCCGAGCUGGAGGGUAUGGAGCAGGAGGCGAUGGACGAGCGCAUGCUCAAUACCGGCCCCACGCCGGUGGGCUCUCGGUUGGAGGGGCUGCCGGCUGCUGGAAAUACGGAGCUCAACAAGUCACACGUACCCGAGGAAGAAGACGAGGAGGCCGAGCUGGCCAAGCUCAAGGCCGAAAUGGCUAUGUAG
Penicillium canariense is the source of this 762-nucleotide messenger RNA. RefSeq names its product ESCRT-III subunit protein SNF7. Lineage: Eukaryota; Fungi; Ascomycota; Eurotiomycetes; Eurotiales; Aspergillaceae. The record is from RefSeq and is a predicted model, not a curated record. Gene Ontology annotation, biological process: late endosome to vacuole transport via multivesicular body sorting pathway; vesicle budding from membrane. Gene Ontology annotation, cellular component: multivesicular body; cytoplasmic side of plasma membrane; ESCRT III complex. The transcript has 4 exons. Bases 1 to 762 code for a protein of 253 amino acids.